Molecule: messenger RNA, 663 nt
Organism: Didymodactylos carnosus
Lineage: Eukaryota; Metazoa; Rotifera; Eurotatoria; Philodinida; Philodinidae
Source: the annotation of a GenBank genome assembly
AUGUAUUCGUCAUUUAUUAUUUUAUUAUUUUUAUCUCUAAAAGUAAUUUUAACAAUUUCAGAUGAUCCAAAUAGAUUACCAACAAAAUGUGAAGUAUGUAAACUAUUAGCACAAGAACUAACAGACAAUUUACAAGCUCAUGGUAGUCAUGAAGUAAUAGAUACAGGUUAUUCGUUAGAUGAUCGCUCAAAUGCGAAAAACAAAAAGAAAUAUAGUGAAUCUGAAACUCGUUUGAUAGAAGUACUUGAAGGUGUCUGCGAACGUUUUCUACAUUAUAAUGUCCAUGCUGAGAGAAAAGGUAGUUUAAGAUAUGCAAGAGGAAGAUCUCAAACUAUGCAAACAUUAUGGAAUUUAAGAAAUAAAGGCGUCAAAGUUGUGCUUGAUAUACCGGAUAAUUUAUGGGAUGUACCAUCGGCUGAAAUAACCCAAUUGAAAAAAUAUUGUGAAGAAAUGCUUGAAGAAAAUGAAGAAUUGAUUGAAACAUGGUAUUUUGAUAAGCAAAAGGUUUCAUUAAAUAAAUAUCUAUGCGAGGAAAAUGUUUUAAAAAAUGAUGAUCCAAGUUGUUUGUAUGAGGUAUUUACAGGUGAAGAGGAGAAAGAAGAUUCUGAUGUACAAAAAAAGACAAAAGGUGAUAUGGGUGGGAAUGAGAAGAGUGAAUUAUGA